CGACACCUCCGAGAGUCAACAUGAAAGCGUUCUUGGUAUUAGCAGCCGUAGCGGCUAUCGGCUCGGCAAGACCCGAGGCGGGAUACUCCUACAAUGCUCCCGGUGGUGGUGGCCUCGGUGGCCAUGGAGGCAUCGGCGGCGGCAGUAUCGGCGGUGGAAUCGGCGGCGGUCACGGUGGAUUCUCCUCCGGCGGUCUGAGCUCCAGCAGCUUCGGCCUUGGUGGCGGACUCGGCGGCGGAUUCUCAUCCGGCGGUGGUUUCUCAUCCGGCGGUGGAUUCUCGUCCGGUGGUGGAUUCUCCUCUGGUGGCGGAUUCGGCGCCGGCGGCGGCGGCGGUUUCGGUGCUGGCGGCGGCGGCGGCGGCUUCGGCGGCGGCUUCGGUGGUGCUCCCAUUGUCCAGAAACACAUCUACGUCCAUGUCCCACCCCCAGAACCUGAAGAACAACGCCCUCAAGUGAUCUCUGGUGGAGCCGUACCCCAAAAGCACUACAAGAUCAUCUUCAUCAAGGCCCCAGCACCUCCCGCACCCAUCACUCCCAUCAUCCCCGCUCAAGCCCAAAACGAAGAGAAGACCCUCGUAUACGUCCUGGUCAAGAAACCCGACGAACAACCCGACAUCACCAUCCCCACUGCUGCUCCCACUCAACCCUCAAAACCCGAAGUUUACUUCAUCAAAUACAAGACCCAGAAGGAAGGUGGUUCCAUCGGUGGUGGAGCUAUUGGAGGUGGUAUUGGCGGAGGCAUUAUUGGCGGUGGUAUCGGCGGUUCUGGUAUCGGCGGUGGCAUCUCUGGUGGCAGCAUCGGCUCUGGCAUCUCUGGUGGUAGCAUCUCUGGAGGCAGCAUCGGCGGUGGCAGCAUUGGCGGUGGUCACGGCAUCGGUUCCGGCAUUGGCUCCGGCAUCGGUGGCGGCCAUGGCUCCUCGGGCUCCGUCAGCUCCUCCUACGGACCCCCCGGUCACUCCGGCGGCCCCUACUAAGCCGCACCCCGCGUGCUAACUUGUGAUACCUGCUGAGCCGGCGACAAACUUAGUCUUAAGUAGAGAAAAAAUUACGGUGCCUAAAUGUAUUUAUGUAAAUAGUAAUUUUAAUGUAUAAUUUUAGUUGUAUUAUAAAAUCUUUUUGCAUAAAAAACUCGAUAAAUCAACGAAUUU
Messenger RNA from Vanessa atalanta (red admiral), 1148 nucleotides. It is a transcript of the gene TwdlT, whose product is annotated as acanthoscurrin-1. Lineage: Eukaryota; Metazoa; Arthropoda; Insecta; Lepidoptera; Nymphalidae. The record is from RefSeq and is a predicted model, not a curated record. The coding region runs from base 21 to 974 and encodes 317 amino acids. The transcript has 2 exons.